GGUGUGUGCCGACUGGGCAGUGGGUGGCCGCGUGACUUUGCCCAGGUGGAUUCAGAACGGUCCGGUGCUGGACGCUGGAGAAGUCAAAAAACUUAUCCUUGGAAGUCGGGUACCUMGGAGGAUCUUUGGGUCUCAGUGGAGAGUUAAGCAGAGUCACUAUAAUUAUUUCUAACAUCAACUCUAAAUUAUUGACCUUGGACAAGAGUGCAAUUAUAUGAAAUCAUGGCUGGUUAUAAACCUGUAGCUAUUCAAACAUAUCCUAUACUUGGUGAAAAAAUCACCCAAGAUACUCUGUACUGGAACAACUAUAAGACCCCUGUUCAGAUUAAGGAAUUUGGUGCAGUGUCAAAAGUAGACUUUUCUCCCCAGCCUCCAUAUAACUAUGCAGUCACAGCUUCCUCAAGAAUUCACAUUUAUGGCCGAUACUCCCAAGAACCUAUAAAAACCUUUUCCCGWUUUAAAGACACAGCAUAUUGUGCUACUUUUCGACAAGAUGGUAGAUUGCUUGUGGCCGGCAGUGAAGAUGGUGGAGUUCAGCUUUUUGAUAUAAGCGGCAGGGCUCCCCUCAGACAGUUUGAAGGCCAUACAAAAGCAGUUCAUACAGUAGAUUUUACAGCUGACAAAUACCAUGUGGUCUCUGGGGCUGAUGAUUAUACAGUUAAAUUAUGGGAUAUUCCAAACUCAAAAGAAAUUCUGACAUUCAAAGAACAUUCUGAUUAUGUACGAUGUGGAUGUGCUAGCAAACUGAACCCAGAUCUCUUUGUAACAGGGUCAUAUGAUCAUACUGUGAAGAUGUUUGAUGCGCGAACAAAUAAGAGUGUUCUCUCUGUGGAGCAUGGGCAGCCAGUGGAGAGUGUCCUGCUUUUCCCCUCUGGAGGUCUUCUGGUGUCUUCAGGAGGUCGCUAUGUUAAAGUUUGGGACAUGUUAAAAGGACAGUUGCUCGUGUCUUUGAAAAAUCAUCACAAAACUGUCACAUGUUUAUGUCUGAGCAGCUCUGGACAGAGGUUACUCUCAGGCUCACUGGAUAGGAAGGUGAAAGUAUAUAGCACGACUUCCUACAAAGUAGUCCACAGUUUUGAUUAUGCAGCUUCAAUUUUAAGUCUUGCACUUGCACAUGAAGAUGAGACAAUAGUUGUAGGAAUGACCAAUGGAAUAUUGAGUGUUAAACAUCGGAAGUCUGAAGCAAAGAAAGAUCCUCUUCCAAGAAGAAGAAGGCCUGCAUAUMGAACCUUUAUUAAAGGAAAAAAUUACAUGAAACAACGGGAUGAUAUUUUGAUCAAUAGGCCAACAAAGAAACACCUAGAAUUGUAUGACAGGGAUCUGAAAAAUUUUAGGAUCUCUAAGGCACUUGACAGAGUCCUUGAGCCUAGUUGUGUAAUAAAGACUCCUGAGGUUACAGUUUCCAUCAUAAAAGAACUAAAUCGAAGAGGAGUCCUUGCAAAUGCCCUUGCGGGUCGGGAUGAAAAGGAAAUUAGUCGUGUUCUUAAUUUUUUGAUAAGGAAUUUGUCUCAACCAAGAUUUGCCCCUGUUUUGAUCAAUGCUGCUGAAAUAAUUAUUGAUAUAUAUCUGCCUGUGAUUGGUCAGUCACCUGUAGUUGAUAAAAAGUUUAUAUUACUUCAAGGACUUGUAGAAAAAGAGAUUGAUUACCAAAGAGAGCUCCUAGAAACCUUGGGAAUGAUGGACAUGCUUUUUGCUACCAUGACAAGGCAAGAAAGCUCUUCUUUGUUGGAACAUACAUCUGUUGAAUUUCCAGACAAGAAGAAGACAGCAUCGUAGUGUUGUCUUAAUAGGACAAAGAAGAACUUCUAACUUUGGAUAGAUUUGACUCUAAUAACUAUUGGAAAGAAAAUGUCUUGCUAUAUUAAAAARACUACACAGAAGCAA
Molecule: messenger RNA, 1884 nt
Organism: Urocitellus parryii (Arctic ground squirrel)
Lineage: Eukaryota; Metazoa; Chordata; Mammalia; Rodentia; Sciuridae
Gene: Utp15
Product: UTP15 small subunit processome component
Biological process (GO): positive regulation of transcription by RNA polymerase I; rRNA processing
Cellular component (GO): nucleolus
Molecular function (GO): protein binding
Source: RefSeq, a predicted model, not a curated record